GUAGAUGCGAAAAAGCAGUCGUGUCUCUCUCUCUCUCUCUCACAGGGGCACACCAGAUUAAACCAAACCAGAAAUCUGGAGAAUCCUCCCUUCCUUCUUCCCCCCAAAAGAGAGAGUUUUGCGAAUCAGGCGAAAGUAGAAGAAGAAGAAGAUAAAGAAAGGGAGAAGAGAAUAAGAUCGGAACGGAAGGAUGGCGAAUCUGUAUGUGAAAGCGGCACCACCGCCGGACAUGAACAGGAACACGGAGUGGUUCAUGUAUCCAGGGGUGUGGACGACUUAUAUACUAAUCCUCUUCUUCGGGUGGCUCGUUGUUCUCUCCCUCUCUGGCUGUUCCCCUGGAAUGGCUUGGACUGUUGUUAAUCUCGCUCACUUCGUUGUAACGUAUCACUCCUUUCACUGGAUGAAAGGAACUCCUUUUGCAGACGACCAAGGUGUCUACAAUGCUCUCACCUGGUGGGAACAGAUGGACAAUGGUCAGCAACUUACCCGCAACCGCAAGUUCCUUACCGUUGUUCCUGUCGUCCUGUACUUGAUAGCAUCACAUACAACAGAUUACAGACAUCCAUGGCUAUUCCUCAACACACUCGCUGUGAUGGUUCUAGUUGUGGCCAAGUUCCCUAACAUGCACAAGGUACGCAUCUUCGGGAUCAACGGUGAUAAGUAAGGCUUCUUUAGCAUACUCAGAUCCAUUUCUUUUUAUGGCUACAGAAAAAGUGGAUAUGAAGCAAAACAUAUUUGUAUAAAAUGUUGAUAUGAGUUGGUUUUGAGUUGUCCGAUAUUUUGUAAGUAACUUUGAAGCUUUGAAUUUCUUCUCUCUUUUUAAAAAAACAUAGACACGAAAUUGAUAAUUUCUAGUAAAAUUAAUUUGCGCA
This is a messenger RNA of Raphanus sativus (radish), 872 nucleotides long. RefSeq lists its product as uncharacterized. The transcript is spliced from 3 exons. Lineage: Eukaryota; Viridiplantae; Streptophyta; Magnoliopsida; Brassicales; Brassicaceae. Gene Ontology annotation, biological process: ceramide metabolic process; intracellular sphingolipid homeostasis; negative regulation of ceramide biosynthetic process. The record is from RefSeq and is a predicted model, not a curated record. Gene Ontology annotation, cellular component: endoplasmic reticulum membrane. The coding region runs from base 191 to 664 and encodes 157 amino acids.